AUGAGAAAUACAAGUAUCUUACUAUCGGGCGUUGUCAUCUUUGUUUAUUAGUGCUAUAAGAUAGACUAGUGCUUUACAUGAAAAUUAAAACCAAUGUGCACCUAAUUUUAACUCAAAAAGGUUUCAUAUUUUGAAAAUUAUGCGUUUUUAAACUUAAUCAGUGGUUGAUAAACGGUGUAAUGGGAAAAGAGCUGCCUGAAUUCUCUAGGGAACUCCAUUUGUCUUACUGGAUUUUUGAUCCAUUUAUUUUGAUUAUCUUCUGAUGGACAUUUAUAUGAUUUAUUAAAAAACACCCACAAAAUGUCCGUUACUUGUGAAAUAGCUAUAGCUUAUUUACUAAUUUGUUUGUUUUGGACAGUCAUUCCUACUACUUCAGAAACUGCAUCAUUCUAUGGCGGCAGCUAUGUCCACGUACCGCUUCAGGAUGCCAAGAGUACCACCGAGGUGCAGCUGAGGUUCCGUACCAAGCAGUCAGAUGCUCUGCUCCUGCUAGCUGCUGGUCGCACAGACUACUGCCUUAUCCGGCUGGAGUCUGGCCGAUUAAAGGUUCAUAUAAACUUGGGGGCUGGUGAGUCUGAAGUGGCGUCACCAAAGGGACUGCGCCUGAACGACUUAACUUGGCAUCAGGUGGUGGUGUCUCGGACUGAUGCUAAUGUUACGUUGUCAGUUGAUCAGAUCCAUGUCACCAGAGAGAAACUUCCUGGGAAGUUCUUUGAGUUGAACAUCCACUACGGCGUGUAUGUGGGUGGGCAAGGUGACUUCUCCGAGUUGUUCCUAGGCCACGGAGAGUGGACACGUGGUUGUCUGGCAGAUGUGGUGUACAAUGGAGUUAAUGUGCUGCAGCGUGCACGACAACGCAUAGCUAAGUCUGAUGCACAAUCCAUCACGUGGAAUUGUGCUGCUGAAUUUGAUGCCAGCGUCGAGCAGGAUAUCAGUUUUGUAGAAGAAGGUGCCUACAUGGCCUUACCCAAUAUCAUCAACCGCACUGGAGUCAGGUGGGAGAUGGAGAUAAAGACAUCUUUUGCACAAGGCGUUCUGUUGUACUCAAGUGGACUGUCACCAGGCCGCAGUGAUUUUGUGGGUGUGGAGGUAGUGGGGGGCCAGGUCCGGGUGAGCCUGGACAAAGGAAAUGGUGCCGUGGAACUGACCAGCGAUGCCGUGGUGAACGACGGCACAUGGCACACAAUCAACGUACGACUCAGCCCGGCACUCAUUGACAUCUCUGUAGAUGGCCGCAGUAACUCUCUCCGAUUGGCACUUAGUGGCAGUCGAUUCUUUGAUCUCUCUGAGACGGUGUACAUCGGAGGAGUAGAGCUGAACAAACGAGCCCGAGCACUGGGCCAGGGGCUGAAGGCAGCAGACACAAGCUUCAAGGGCUGCAUGAGACUCCUGGCUGCUGAUGGCAAGCGAUUUGGAAUCCCCAACGCUAAAGUAACACAGGGUAUUUUGCCCGAGUGUGUGUGGUCAUACCCGUGCACACAGAACCCGUGUGCAGCUGAUGCGAAGUGCGUCCAGCAAGGUGUUGACUCUUUCCGCUGCGAGUGUCUGCGAUCCCACUGCCUCAAGGAGGACUUUGCCACCUCAUACAAGGUGUUCUCUAAGACCUCACAGUUAGAGCUAGUGGAGCUAUCACCGCUGACCGUGGUGGAAGGGGAGAAUGCUCUGCUCACACCAUCGCACAUAAAUGUGGUCCUGGACUACGCCAAGUUCGGAGUACGUGACUCCGGUGUGCUGUUCCUCACUCUAGGCUCCCCUACUCAUGGCCGGCUGGCAGUCGAGGUCUGGGAACGAGGUGGGCAGAGCCCCAACCAUCAGGUCUUCACCCUCCUCGACCUGGCUAAAGACAAGGUACGGUACUUGCACGAUGGCUCAGAGAGUGUCCAGGAUAGUAUAAUGAUGGAUCUGGAACUGGCUCCUGGGCCUGGCUUCAUCAUCCCGGGUUACCUGCAGGGCAAACACCGCUUCGUACUGCAUGUUGACAUCACUCCAGUCAAUGAUGCUCCCUCACUGAGCAUCCCCAGCAGCAAGGCUCUGCGUAUGGCCCAGGGCACACGCAAGAAGCUGACGCGAGAGCUGCUAAAUGCUACAGACCCAGACACUGUACCUGACAGCCUGGUCUACUCUGUGCUGGGCAACAGCAGUGGUGGUGUGGUAGAGCGAACAGACAGCCCCGAUGUGCCAGUCACUACAUUUACACAAGCCGAUGUAGACGAGGGGGCGGUGAUGUUCCACCAUACACGGGCACAACCGGGCAACACUAAGCUGACACUGCAGGUGUCAGAUGGAACCGAAGCCAGUCCAGCAGCAUUCCUUCACAUCUCGGUGUAUCCGCUGCAGCUGCAUAUGGAGAACAACACAGGAGCUGUUCUGACUCACAACUCCUGGACACUGAUCAGUCCUGCCAACCUGAGCUACACGACCAACUCAGAUGAUCCAGCACUGACCGUGCAGUACCAGGUAGUGAGUGGACCGUACUGUGGGGCUCUACAAAAGCAGAUUGUACCAGGCAAGGACUCCUGGUACAAGAUUGACAGCUUCACCAGUCAUGAGUUGGCUCUGGGGGAAAUCAGAUAUUUGGCCUGCUCAGGCAAUCCUCAGCAAGACAACUUUACGAUGCAAGUUUCAGCAGCUGGCGUUUCGGCCUCUUCCAAGCCUACAUUCCGAUUGACUUUCACAGAACUACACCUAGUUUCUGUGAACAACGCAGUUGUAACAUUGGAGAGUGUGAGGGAUGCUGUGAUCUCUGAGGAGAACCUGUUGUACACUACCACCCCUCUGCCCAUCGACCCUACCACACUCAGCUUUGAGGUGGUGAGACUGCCUCGCUACGGGACACUGGCAGUAAAUGGCUCUGUCCUACGAUCCGGUGAAGUGUUCAGCCAGUUGGAUGUGACUCAAGGCCGUGUACGUUACAAGCUGUACCGCACCGCAUACUCUCGGGUUCAUGACACUGUCACGUUCCGUGUAUCAGCCCCUCAAUGCCAGGCAUUGGCCCCGGCAACACUGCGGUUUGUCCACACGCCUCCAGCGCAGCUUGUGCAAAGAGUUACUGUUGUUCUCCACAAGCUCAAGGUGGUGGAGGGGGCCGCAGCAAUCCUGAGCCAAGCCCAUCUUGACGUGAGCAUGUUGGGACUGAGUUCACUGGAGUAUGAGUUGACACAUGCACUGGCACAUGGCUGGUUGGAUGUGUUACUGCAGGAUGGUAGCCUGGGGCGUCCCAAUGCAUCAUUGUUCACCGCACAAGAAGUUGGACAGCACCGCGUACGUUAUACCCAUGACGGCUCUGAGACCCGGAGUGAUUUGCUGCAGUUUGUCGCAGUAUCAACCAGAGAAGAGGACUUUCUGUAUGUUGGAGAGUUGGAGAUCUCUGUGAAUCUCACCAACGACAAUGCCCCUGUGAGAGUGGUGGACCGUGUGUUCCGUGUAGUGCAGGAUGGUGCAAGACUGCUGACUGGACAAGACCUGCGCUAUGUGGAUGCUGACAUUGACUGUACCACUGCUGAUAUCUUGUACACACGCAAGGACAUAUCCAACGGUGGGAUAUACUCUGCUGACAACCCGGCCACUCCACUCUACCAGUUCACUCAGGAGGACCUGGAUGCUGGGAAAGUUCUGUUCCGUCACGUCGGAGAGGCUGAGAGUCGAGUGCUACUGAGGGUCAGUGACGGCACUCACCAUACUGAGGGCAUAUUGGAAGUGAACGCAUCCCCACCGUAUGUGGACAUAGUCAACAAUACGAGACUGGUGGUGCGGCAAGGUGGCUCUGCUCAUAUCACGUCCCACAAUCUGUACGCCGAUACAAAUGUCAACCUUGCACAUCAACAAAUCAGGUUUGAUGUGUCAGACGGUCCCAGCCAGGGAGUAUUGGAGUUAGAAGGUACACUGGACCCUGUUAAGGUGUUUGUCCAGGGAGACAUCCUGCAAAACAGGCUCUCCUACAGGCACAACGGAGAUGUAACUAGUGUACAGGACAGCUUCACACUUAAGGUGUCAGUGGAGGGAGCAGACAGUCAGGCCAAGUUCCAGGUGAGGGUUUUCCCCGCUGGCUAUUGGGACCCUCUCUCUGUGGCAAACAACCAGACCCUUCAUGUUGAAGAAUCCACCAGUGUCCCCAUCACCAACAGUUUCCUGCAGGUGAAGCAGCCACACGUCCCUGCUACAGACAUCACGUACCUGGUUAUGGAGCCUCCACGUUAUGGUUAUCUGGAACUGGAGCCGGUGGCGGGAGCGAUGGGAGCAGAUGAUAGAGAGGAGGUUGUGUCCACGUUCAGUCAGGAGAUGGUGAACAGUGGUCGACUCCACUAUGUGCAAGCCACAGCAAACCAGACUCGGGAUCGUAUGGUCCUAGACGUCACCAAUGGCAUUACUUGGCUCCGGGAUCUUACGGUCAGUUUCCUAGUGGUACCAGAGCGGCUUUACAUAGGUGGGGGAGAUCUUAGGUGUGAGGAGGGGGGAAAUGUGACCCUCCCUCCAUCUCUUCUGCCCCCUCUCACUGAGUACUAUGUGGGGCGGCUGACCGAGUACCGGCUGGUACGCCCUCUGCAACAUGGCCGCCUAGUGUCUGCAGCACAGCCAGCACGUAACCUGCUCAAGUGGUCGCCCCAGCAGAUGCAGGCAGGACUAAUACAGUAUGUCCACGAUGGCAGUGAGACGACAGAGGAGGUGUUCAGUGUUGUGGCACGUGCAGGAGAUAAGGACAGUCUGCCAGCGAGAGUGAGAGUGAGCAUCUCUCUCGUCAAUGAUCAGGUGCCAGUCGUAGUCAACAACACAGUGCUACGGCUGUGGCGGGGAGGCUCACAGGCUAUCACCCCCUCCCACCUUGCUGCAGUGGACAGAGACUCGCCUCCAGAAAAUGUGACAUAUGCUAUCCUCUCUGCCACAGCCGGACACAUCGCCCUGGCCUCCAACCCUUCUGUGGCCAUCGAUAAGUUCACUCAAACACAGCUCAACAGUUUACAGCUGGUCUUUGUCCAUUCAGGAGAAGCUGUGGAUGGAGAGGUAGACAUUGUAAUCAGUGACGGGAUCAACUCUGUGGGUCCGAUUAUCUUCAAGACAAAGUGUGAGGAUGUGACAUUACACCUGCGCAACAACCGACCUCUCAAUGUGUUCCCGUUACUGCGUCGUGCUAUCACUACAGAUCACUUACUGGCUGAAUGUUCAGAUCCGACUAGACAGGUGGCAUACCGAGUGGUGGGACAACCCAGUCUAGGACAGCUAGUGUUAGAGCCAAACUCUACCCCUGUCCUCAACUUUACUCAGGGUGAUAUUAGUGCCCUCAGGCUCUCCUACCAGCACACAACACCCCAGAGUCAUGUCUUCACUGACUACGCCACUAAUGAUACUUUCACCUUUGACGUCAUUGCUCCGUUCUCAAUUCCUCUCACACACCAGGAGUUCCGCGUAGAUAUCUCAGUAUGGUCUGGAGGCUUGGAUGAGUUCUUGGAUACUUCCUACUCAUUGACAGUGGAUGAAGGUGGACACACAGGCAUCCAUAUAAACACUUCGCUUAUGAUGAACUUCCUAUACAAACACGUUGGCUCCCCCACCAUCACGGGGAAACUGUGGGAGCCACCGGCCCAUGGGGAGGUCUGUUACCAUGGAAACUGCAGUGACAAUCGUACCACCUUCUCAGACUGGGAGCUGAACAAUGGGUGGGCAGAGUACCACCAUGACCACUCCGACACACUGCACGAUAUCAUCACACUCUCAUUAUAUCUGGAGCCUGGAGACGUACUGCUGUGUAACAUAACUGUUCCAGUUCAUGUGCGUCCUGUCAAUGACCAGCCAUUCCGCCUUGUGACGCAAGCUCCCCACGUCAAGUGUGUUCAAGGACAAAGGCGAACCAUCACUAAACUUGAUUUGUUGACAGAAGACGAUGAUACACCGCCUUCAGAAAUAAUUUACGAAAUUGUCAGUGGUCCAAAUCAUGGAAUGCUUUCUGUAAAUGGGAAUACCACACUUGGAAGAUUCACACAGGCGGAUAUUGAUUCAGGGAAGGUCCUUUUUGAGCAUUCUGGCCCAUUGCAGCCUGCCUCAUUCUACUUCCGUGUAUGGGAUGGACAGUUCAAUCCUGCUUAUACAGUGUUCAACAUUGCGAUAAUCCCUAUUACUUUGAAUGUCACCGUUGUGAUGCCUAUACUCUUGCAGCAAGGAUCCAGUGUGGCUGUUAUCACCAGUAAUGUCUUCCAGGUGAACACCAAUGGGAGAGAAGACAGUAUUGUUUACAACGUGACAAGAUCUCCACUCCACGGUGUCGUGUAUGUAGAUGAUAUUGCCACGUCUUCGUUCCGUCAGAGUGAUCUAAACAGUCGUCGGGUGAUGUAUAUGCAGACUGACAUGACGACCCAUAGUGAUACAUUGGAGUUGUCCGCCACAUUUAUGCUUGAAGACUCCCCAAAUGUGACCGGACUCAGUGUUAAUGUCAGUGUUGAACCUCUUAUUAAAAUCGGGAAGUUCUUGCCAUUUGCAGGAACCAAAACAAAACUGACAACAGAAGCACUGGAUGCAAGUCCUCUUGCUAAACUGACGAAUUCUGAUCCUAUUUUUAAAGUUCUGAAAAAGCCUAGGUUUGGAAAGUUAAAGAAAAUUAUAAGAAGCUCUGGUGAAAAACGAACAGUAAAAGAAAAAGAAAUUAGUAGGUUUACUCAUGAAGAAAUUCGAAGUGGUGUUAUUUAUUACGUCUCUCGUAGAAUCCACGAUACUCAAACGGACAGUAUUCCUUUUCUUUUGGCUGCAUCAAUCUUUCAACCUGCAAUGGGAGAAAUGAAAUUUGAUGUAAUUGGAGAAUCUGGAUACCCCACAACAACAUUUACUCCUCCCAAACCUCCCAGACUACCUGGGCCUAAGCCCCCAAUCGGACACGAGGGUGUGCAGAUAGCUAGCCCCAACAUGAGCGAUGACUACCUGCUCGUAGUGAGCAUGGUGGUCGGAACAAUCGUCCUAGCGAUCAUAGUGGUGAUGCUUGUGCGGUGCGGGUCUAAGCGUGCCGAGAGUAUCCAUAGUGCCAAGAGCGAUCUGAACGCUCCCCUGCCUUUGCCUCAACCCCCGGAUGAGCUGAUGCCCCAUCCCCCACUCACGCCUGGAUCCCUCCCCCAGUGUAAAGUGAUUCCUCUCGGCCCCACAGUGGACUCUGUAACCGGCUCUGAGACAGAGCUGAACCUGAGGUACCCUUAUGGCGCAGCUGACGAGGACUGGAGCAGCUAUGAAGCCUCCGAGAUGGGUUACCCCCAGCGAGCCAACAAUCCCAUGCUCAGGCGCAACCAGUACUGGGUCUGAUAGUGCCCAUGACAACGCGCAGCGCGUUGUCAGCACAGACUUUAACAAAUGCUCACUAUUAAUGACACAGUUUUAGUUGAUUGAGUUGUGAAGUAGUCAACUUGAUUCGGCAGCAUAGGCAAAUGGAAUUACAAAAUAUGGAGAUGGCUAGAGGUAGAAAUCUUUAAUAAAUAAUUUUUAUUUUAUCAUAGAGAAACACCUUUAUCUUUCAAUUUUUUCCUUUAAUUCUAAUGUAUAUGUUGACCAUAUCUUUUCUUUCAUUACAAAAAGUCAUUUGUUUCAAUAGAAAUCCUAUAAAUGCAACAAUAACUUUUUUUUCUUUUUUCACUCUACCCAUCUCCCAAAAUACAAAAAUGAUAAUACAACUUGAAUCUAUGAACCUUCCAGAUACAUUAUGUUAUGUGGGUUGUCUUAUAGACUAAGAGUGUUUCACAGUAUUAGUUUGUUAUAUCAUGUGCAGAGUUUAUUUAUUCAAUAUUUAUAUCCAGUCAGCCAUUGUAGAGUAUGAGUAUUUGUUACAAAGAGGUUUUUAUUUAUAAAAAUAUUGAUGACAUAAUUUAUUCAUGAUUGUGAUUUAAACAGUUUUUACAUUUUGUAAUAUGAUUAAAUUCUAAGUUUGAAAUGUUUAUGAAUGUUAAGUAAUAUACAGGGUGGAGAAUAAUUUUUAUUCCCUAAAAUUUUAAAUAAUGAAAAUAAAAUAAAAAUCUGUAGGAAAUGUUAAUUACUCUAUGUGAAGUUUGUAUAAUGUUUUAAAAUAACAACACUUAUGUAUGUAGUAACUCAUAAAAUAUGUAAAAUAGGAAAUCCAAAUGUAUGUUAAAAAACUCUUUACAAUUCAAACGAUAUUCAUAAUAUGCACACAUCUUGUACAAUAAAAACAAGUGUACACCUCUGCUUGGUAAACAAAACUUUAGAAUGAAAUAAAAUAAAAAUAACAUGGAAAACACUUACAUAUUUAUCAAAAGUUACAAAUAUAAAACAUAUACCAAAGUUUUUAUAUUUUGUCAACAGAUAUAUAGAAAAGUAUUGUGUUUAUAUAACUUUAAAGAGGAAUCCAACGCCAUUCACUCCAAAAUGCUGGUGAUGCUUAUGGUACCAUUAGCGAAAUAUAUUACAAUAAAUUAAACAAAUAAAAGCAAUGUAAACUUAUGGUUCAAUACUGUAGUGGUAUUGAUCAAAAACUUCCUCUAAUAAAAAUUAAAAUGAGAGUAUUGUUUAUUAGCUAUAAUGAACAUUUGGGAGGGAAAGGCGUUUAAAACUGUAAAGAAAGUAGAAAAUGCACUUACAGGUACAUUUUAUCAUUUCUAAAUAUGUAAAAAUAGUACUUGAUAGUAUUAAAUAAAAAAUUUAGUUUUGCCUACCAAGGAAACAAUUUAGUUUUGUGCAAAAAUUCACUAAAAUGUGAAAAACUUCACAUUUAUUCAAAAAGUCAGUGACUUUUUGAAUCAAACAAUUUUUCGGCAAAUAUACAUUUUAUUUUUUAAUAUAAUUACCUUUUUGCUUGAUACAUUUAGCCCAGCAUUUUUUGAAUUUUUUAAUUCCCUCCAAAUAAUAGGUUUUCUCAAGGCUUUCAAAAUAGGCGUUUGUUUCAGUAAUAACAUAUUCAUCUCAAAUCUCCCACCACCCAACCAUUUCUUUAGGUUUGGCAACAUGAAAGAGUCGCAGGGAGCUAAAUCUGGAGAAUAUGCUGGAUGGGGUAGCAGUUCGAACCCCAAUUUAUGAAUUUUUGCCAUCGUGACUAGACAAGUGUGCACACAUGCAAUGUCUUGAUGGAACAGCACUUUUUUCUUCACCAAAUGAGCCCAAUUUUGCUUCAAAUCAACGUUGAAUAUGUCUAAAAGCUCUGUAUAGUAUUCACUGGUGAUUGUUUUACUCUUCUCAGGGUAAUUGAUGAGAAUGAUACUCCAUGGAUACCAAAAAACUGUGGCAAUGACCUUGUUUUGGCUGUCAGACUUACCUUGACCUUCUUUGGUUCAUGUUCACCCCGAGCAACCUAUUGUUUCGAUUGUUCCUUGGUCUCUGGCGUGUUGUGAUGGAUCUAUGUUUCAACCACAGUUACAAUUUGUGUAAAAUGUUAUGUACCCGUUCAGUUGAGAUACCAACUCACGCACUUUCAUUCUCCGAUCGUCCAAUAUCAUUCCAUGCGUUUCGAGAUCUACAAUCUAAUCUCUUCCUCAGGUAAAUAACUAACUUAACACAUAAUUAAACCUAAAUAUAACCUAAAUUAUGUGUUAGGUUAG
Homalodisca vitripennis (glassy-winged sharpshooter) is the source of this 9515-nucleotide messenger RNA. RefSeq names its product chondroitin sulfate proteoglycan 4 (gene kon). The transcript has 26 exons. Bases 301 to 7275 code for a protein of 2324 amino acids. Lineage: Eukaryota; Metazoa; Arthropoda; Insecta; Hemiptera; Cicadellidae. The record is from RefSeq and is a predicted model, not a curated record.